UGCCGUGAAAGUGCGCGUUUUUGUGGGAGAAGUUUUGACUGAGCGAUGACGAGGUCAACGACCACCGUGCAAACCGUCCUGGCGGAUAUUUAUGAUCCGCUGGUCUUGUGGGAUGUCCUUUCCGCGAACGGCAGCGAGAUCGACCUGGAGACGACGAGUGCGAAUUCCACCGGAGGCCAAAGGGACAACGAGGACGGACUUAACAAUUGGUGGGCGAUGCUGGCGCUGGUCUUGGUUCUCGGCACGGCGGCGGGAAAUAUCCUAGUGUGCCUGGCGAUCACCUGGGAGCGACGCCUGCAGAACGUCACUAAUUAUUUCCUGAUGAGUCUGGCCAUCACGGAUCUUAUGGUCGCCGUCCUGGUAAUGCCGCUAGGCAUUCUUACCCUCGUCCGAGGAUACUUUCCAUUACCAUCGGUCUAUUGCCUUGCCUGGAUCUGCCUCGACGUUCUGUUCUGUACCGCGAGCAUAAUGCACUUGUGCACCAUAAGCGUGGACCGUUACCUAAGUCUACGUUACCCGAUGAAGUUUGGACGCAACAAGACCAAGAAGCGGGUCACCCUGAAGAUCACUUUCGUGUGGAUCCUCAGCAUCGCGAUCAGUCUGCCCUUGAGCCUCAUGUACUCCAAGGAAGACGAUUCGGUGUUGGUUGACGGUGCCUGUCAAAUUCCCGAUCCCCUCUAUAAAUUAAUCGGCAGCAUAAUCUGCUUCUACAUCCCACUGGGCGUGAUGCUGCUAACGUAUGCACUAACGGUGAGAUUGCUAGCGGAGCAACAGCAAAACAUCGGUGGAAAAGGAGCAGGUUGGUCAUCAGGAUGGUUGGGUGCACCUCAGGGUGCAUCUCAGGGAGCACCUCCCACGGCAGGACUCGAUCGACGGGGCACCUGGAAGAGAUACCUCCUGAAUAAGAGCUCGGGCGGCAGCGGAGGAACACCGCAACACACAUCCGGUACGUCGACCGACACCGAGCUGACCACCAUCGACACCCACGAGCUCUGGCUGCCGGAAAGCGAGCCGCCACCCUCGGCCAUGUCCGCCCUUCACGCCUUCGGCGCGGAGAUGCUCAAGCUGUCGAGGGGUCUCGAGGGUAUGGCCGGCAGCCCCGGUAGUCAAACCCCAUCAAAAUUGACGCCCCAGCAUCAGCAGCAGCAGCAACUGCUAUUGCCGCUGCAGCAACAUGGUCCGUCGCCGCGCAGAUGCAGCUUCCGCAACGGGAGCGUGGAAAGUACAGAGAGCAGCAUAUCCUGCUCGAGGACAAGCCUGUCGGCGCAGGAGGACUUCGCGAGUCCUUGGAAACACCGGAGACGAGCAUCGACUUACAACGAAGCCCAUCUGCAGAGAACGAUCCAGGCCAUGGGCUCGCCGAAGACACCCAGAAAGAGGUCUUUCAGCUUUCACGAAGAAUCGUCCUGUCGCAAGAACGAGGACGACUCGACGAUGCGCAGGAAGUGUCACAACAAAACACCGGACGAACCGAUAACGCUACCGCCACCCUGUACGUGCCCCUAUUUCGGGGAAUCGUCCAUGAGACCGCCCCCCUCGGGCGAGAUCGUCAUCGUCUCCAGCGAUACGAUGAAGCCUAUCGGAAACAAGAGCCUAGAGAUGGUUCUGACCAGCGACACCGCAGUCAAGCCGAUCAACAACAAGGGUCUGGAAACGGGUCUACUGAGCGAUACCGCGAGGCCUAUCGGCAAUAAGAAUCCGGAGAUGGGUCUGCUAGGUAGAAACAACAACGCAAGAUCUACGGAGGGUGUCAAGAAUUACGAGCAACUGACUCUCGCGAAUUCCGUGGUCACGUGGCGAGGCGAAAGGCGAGGCUCUAGCCUGGGCAAUACCAAGACUCUACUGUCCACUACCGCGAGAGCGACGCCGCUGCGACGCGCGGCAACGAUGCGGGCGCACAAUGGCGCGACGGGGACGACGAGCCUCACCCUGAAGCAGAACAAUCCGUCGUCGCCGAACCUGCUCAGGUACACGGGCGGCCAUGUGCGUAGCCAUCAUUCGCGCAACAGCAGCGUCGUGUCGCGCAACAGCUCUCGCCACGGCAGGAUCAUCCGACUGGAGCAGAAGGCGACCAAGGUGUUGGGUGUGGUGUUCUUCACUUUCGUGAUUCUGUGGGCGCCGUUCUUCGUGCUGAACCUGGUGCCGGCCGUAUGUCCCGACUGCGAGCGCCGGAUCGACCGCAAGAUCUUCGACCUGGUUACCUGGCUCGGCUACGCCAGCUCCAUGGUCAAUCCGAUCUUCUACACCAUCUUCAACAAGGUCUUCCGCCAGGCCUUCAAGAAGGUGCUGCUGUGCAGGUAUCGCAAUCAAGCAUGGCGACCGGCCAGGUAGGCCCUAGGCCCCGGGAGACCGGGGAUCACCGUCAGCAGGGUAUAAAGGAACCGGAAAUCGAUGAGAUCGAUCCGCGAAUCGUCCGUGAUCCGACAAAGGACAGCCGGUGGAAAUGAAACUGAACUCGAAUGGUGCUAUUCUACUCGCGCGAUUAGCUCGUUCUGGAACGAGCGUCCGAAUAGCUCGAACCAUCGGACACACUGUCGACGACAUUGUUGAGGAAUUAAAAGGUCUCUAUCGCGAAUCUUCCUAUUAGCGACUCCUGUUAACGUUUCGUAUUCAAUAAUAUUUUUUCGACGAGCUAAGAAUAUUUUUUUAAAUCUUCCUAGCGGCUCCUAUUCAUAUCUGAUAUCGAUUACAUAUCAAUAUGCAAUAAUGUGUAAUAUGAUGAUGCCUAUUUUUAAUAAUUAUAUAUUUAAAAAUAAUUCGUAUCUUAAAACAUAUCUUAUAUUACGAUAAAAUAUUCAGUUUUUUUUUAUUAAGUUUAUAUUUUUAGUACAAAUUAGAAUAUUAAAAAAUAUUGCACGCGAAUAAAUUCAUAUUUAACAGCUUCUAUUUUAAUAAUUUGAAAUUUUUAAUAUUAAGUUGUGUCUUCUUCGCCUGUGUUCGAUAACGAUUUUUAAUAUUUAAUUUUGAUAAACCUCGGUUCUCUUUUUGCUUAAACUCUUUCCAAUAAUCCAUUUUAUUAGAAAUUUUCUUUAUAAACGUACUAUAAUAUUUUUCGAACAUUUUAUGUGCAUUUAGAGUAAUCUGAAUAUCUGAUAGCCUAAUCGCGCGAGAACUCGAAACGCGAGCGAACAAUCUGACUAGUAGCCUAAUAAGGAAACUGUAACCUAGUACCUCUAAGCGCGCUUCUGUAACCGCAAAAUCACUCGAUAAACUAUCGCCGACUAAUUAAAUUCUCGAUUGAGUUUCCCUAAUUAAAUCUCGCACGGAAUAUCGAAGAGUUUAUAAAAAACGGAACAGCGUGCAUGUAAUUAUAAUUACUAUUAAAAGCGUAGAAUGUAUAUGUGUGUGUGUGUGUGUGUGUGUGUGUGUGUGCGUUUGUGUGUGUGUAUAUGUAUAGAUGCGCGCAUAAAUAUACAUAUAUAAACUGUUAUCACAAAUGAAAGAAAUGGUGCUCACGUGCAAAUAAUGUAUCAAGAGAUCAAGAAAUAUUUCCGAUGAAAUUAUCGGGAAAUAAGAAAAAAAAAGUUCGCGAAUUUGACGGUAAAAAGUGAUGGAGAAGCACUCGUUAAUCAACGUUAUAAUAUUUAUCGGUGUAUACGAAGAUGAAAAAUAUCCCAAAAAGGAGAAAGACCCCUAAUCCCUUUAUUGUUCCUGGCAUGUAAACUCGCCGCGCAAUAAUUAAAGAGACAAGCUUCUUCUUACUAUCCUUCAAUUAUUUCAACGUGACUAAAGUGUCUUUUUAACACAUUUCCUAUUUUAUUGAGCGACGAAAGAUUAAAAUUCCAGAAAUUCUAUUUCUAGAUGGAAAUUAUAUUCUAGAGUACAAUUUUAUAUAUUAUAUUAUUUUGUUUCUAUGGAAUUUUUUAUCGCAAUUGCAGAUUCUGAUUUCAAUUAUGACAUACAUACGCACACGAUUGCACGGAAUUUGACCGCAAGCCGGAUGCAAUCCUAAGUAUAGCUUCGCGAUUGAAUGUCGUGAGGGCAAUCAUGCGACGGAGAUGCGAUAUCCGCGUUUUCGCGGGCGAUCUUAAUAACUUCUGUUAUUCGUAAAAAUAAAAACCCGAUUUCACUGUCGAAUUGGCGCAAGCGCGAGACACGCGGUUCGCCAUUCGUAUCGAACCGACACAAGUGAUGAACCAGUGAAUACGGGGACGGAUGACGGAUACACCAACACCACAGUAGCGACGGAGGCCCCUCUCAUCGG
Messenger RNA from Formica exsecta, 4204 nucleotides. RefSeq lists its product as uncharacterized. Gene Ontology annotation, biological process: adenylate cyclase-activating adrenergic receptor signaling pathway. Gene Ontology annotation, molecular function: G protein-coupled receptor activity. NCBI's taxonomy places the organism in Eukaryota, Metazoa, Arthropoda, Insecta, Hymenoptera, Formicidae. Gene Ontology annotation, cellular component: membrane. The transcript has 6 exons. Bases 46 to 2331 code for a protein of 761 amino acids. The record is from RefSeq and is a predicted model, not a curated record.